UCAUAAAUAUAGGGAAAGUUGUGUAAACGGUUAUUUCCAUUCAAGCAAGCGUCACCUCACAUUGAAUUUGGCCUCCGAGCUCUUGCAACGUUGUUCGUCAUCGUACACUUGUUGAUGAUUUCAAUUUCGUUAUUCUGAUUCUGUUGGCAAUACAACUUAUGAACGAUGGUUUCGCUUUCACUUGUAGUUUUCAUCAUCUUUUCUUCUCUCUAUCAUGUCGACGCAGCCCCAACCAAAGAAAAACGUUCGUUAUUGCAACUCAACACUGUAAUUAGCUGCUACACUGGUAAGAGUGGAUUUGAUUUCAAUGGCUACGGGUGUUGGUGUGGACUGGGAGGCAGCGGAAACCCGGUAGAUGACGUCGACAGGUGUUGUAUGGCCCAUGAUAACUGCUACCAGGCUCUACAGGACGAAGGGUGUGGACUUUAUUUCACAUCCUAUGAAUAUUCCGAGCAAAACUGUGGAUCGAGAAAUGGAUCAAUUACUUGUGGCGGAUCACCAGCUGACCCCGAGACAGAAUGCAGCUUCAAACUGUGUGAAUGCGAUCGUCGCAUUGCGUCGUGCCUUCGCCAACACACCUAUCACGAUGUAUUUGCCGACUUUCCGAAGAGCUUCUGCGACCCUCGUCUCGCUCACACUGGCACCGUGAUCGUCGACGAGACCCCCAAUUCGCCCGACGUCGUACCGAUUGCGGGAGAUGCGAGAGGCGCCUAUCAGCAAGUCCCUGCCGGCAUACUCGGGCAGAUUCCUCCCAGAAACUAAUCUACUUUUCUUGUUUCGAGGGGCACCAGGGUUUUGUUAAACAGGGAGGGGAUGAAAGGAUCGACCUAUAACGUCCCUGCCCCCCACCCUUCUGUAGAUCUCUCAUUGAAACAUUGGGUAUUUUCAGGGGCCGUGGAAUGUGUGUAUGUGGGGGCC
Messenger RNA from Lytechinus variegatus (green sea urchin), 918 nucleotides. RefSeq names its product acidic phospholipase A2-like. The coding region runs from base 166 to 762 and encodes 198 amino acids. Lineage: Eukaryota; Metazoa; Echinodermata; Echinoidea; Temnopleuroida; Toxopneustidae. The transcript has 4 exons. The record is from RefSeq and is a predicted model, not a curated record. Gene Ontology annotation, biological process: lipid catabolic process; phospholipid metabolic process; arachidonate secretion. Gene Ontology annotation, molecular function: calcium ion binding; phospholipid binding.